Bombus pyrosoma is the source of this 3837-nucleotide messenger RNA. RefSeq names its product sodium- and chloride-dependent GABA transporter ine (gene ine). Gene Ontology annotation, biological process: sodium ion transmembrane transport. Gene Ontology annotation, cellular component: membrane. Lineage: Eukaryota; Metazoa; Arthropoda; Insecta; Hymenoptera; Apidae. The transcript has 12 exons. The record is from RefSeq and is a predicted model, not a curated record. The coding region runs from base 243 to 2891 and encodes 882 amino acids.
UAGUAAUCGCGUGCAGCCGCGACAACGGUCGUUCCGAUUUUAGCGACUAUUCCACCGGGACGUAUUUCACGUUCCCAAACGACCACCGAAACUUUUGUCAAUCACAAAACGUCACAGUUCCACGUGGACGAUUGCGUAUCCCUGUUAUCAACUCUCUGUACAUCGAUGGAUCUCAGUGACUUCGUUGGAAUGCAAUCGAUCCGGUCGAGGCCCUCUUCGAUCUGACAGAUCGCCAUGCCAUCAUGAAUGCCACGGACAGCAACAGCGGCGUCAACGGCAACGACAGCAACAACACGAUCGCGGGCAAGACGAAUGCGCACGGCAACAGUGUUCGUCUGCAGAGCGUGAUCGGCAAGCAGAGCAGCUGCGUGCGCAAGAUGAGCACGAUGCCGGAGGAGGAGGAUACCUCGGACGAUAUGGAUCCUGAUGUGAUAAGGAUAGAACACCAGCACUAUCAGCAUCAUCAGCAUCACGACGUCGAUUCGGAUUCACCGUCCGAGGAAAGGGGUCGUUUACUAAGUGCUACCGAGUCGACCGCUCGAAAGAUCAUCAUUACCCCUACGAGCUCGAGUAUCCUGCACUGUAACGGCACCGUAAAGAAAACCAUCCCUCGAAACGACAGUAGCAACAGCGUCCACGAGAAAACGUACUCUCGACUUCAACAAUCAAAGUCAGGGGACCAAGUCGGUCAAACGGAGAAUAGGCUGCAUCGCGACAUACCGCAGGGUAUACUUAGAUCCGUUCGAGGGAUCGACUCGCAUGGUACGCGACAUCGCUGCUCCAGCGUAAGAUCGGUGAAAUCUAAUCCGACGAUGGAUGAACAUCAGCACCAGUAUCAUCCACCGGCGGCCAGCUGGGCAUCGAUCGUGUUCUCUGAUGGAAACGGGCAAACCCACGUGCGAACGCUUCCCGAUUCCGUCUCUAUACGCUCUCUAGCAUCGAUCGGCAUGGGUUCUUCCAACGGCCGGAAGCUCACGAUACGUAGAGUUCUCACUUCGCCGUCGGAGCUGCUUAACAUGGUACAUCCGCCGCCAUCGUUCGAGGAUGAUCUGUCCGUGUGUACCAGCUUCGAUGAUGCCGAAGAUGACGCUGAAGACCCCGGGGACUACAGGCAAUCGAGACGCCCACACUGGGCCAACAAAGUUCAAUUUGUCCUUGCUUGUAUCGGUUACUCUGUUGGUCUCGGAAAUGUUUGGAGGUUUCCUUACCUGUGUUACAAAAGUGGCGGUGGGGUGUUCUUGAUACCUUACUUCCUAAUACUUAUAGUAUGCGGGGUACCAUUAUUGUACAUGGAACUUAGUAUUGGACAAUUCACACGACGAGGACCGAUCGGUGCUCUCGGUCAAAUUUGUCCUUUAUUUAAAGGGGCUGGCUUGUCUUCGGUAGUAAUAUCAUUUUUGAUGUCAACCUACCAUAAUGUGAUAAUAGCCUACGCCAUAUAUUAUUUCUUUGCGGCGUUCAAAGCAAAGCAACCGUGGUCUGAGUGCGGCAACUCAUGGAACACUCUGGCAUGUUGGUUACCUAGUUACAGUGCCAUCGAUAAUAGAACAAGACCAAACGCUUCUAGAACGCCGGCCGAAGAAUUUUUUGACAACAAAGUUCUUCAAAUUAGUAAUGGAAUCGAAGAUUCCGGGGCCUUAAGAUGGGAGCUUGUUGCUUGCCUGAUUACUGCCUGGAUUAUGGUAUAUUUCUCCGUUUGGAAGUCUAUAAAAUCGUCGGCACAAGUGAGAUACCUGACCGCGACUCUGCCACUUCUUUUAAUCGUCGUCUUCCUCAUGCGGUCCCUUACCCUUGAAGGUGCUGACAAGGGCCUGCAAUUUUUCUUUCACCCACGUUGGGAGCUGCUUGGCGACGCAAAGGUUUGGAUCUACGCAACCGCUCAAAUUUUCAAUUCUGUAGGCAUAGCGUUUGGUUCGAUGAUAUGUUUUGCCAGUUACAACAAGUUCCAUAACACCAUCCUAGUGGAUAGCGUGGCCGUUUCUCUCAUAAACGCGUUCAGUAGCCUACUCGUUGGAAUAUUUUCAUUCGCAACCAUCGGCAACAUCGCUCUCGAACAAAAUAUGUCUGUCGAAGCUGUUUUAACAGAUGGACCUGGCCUCGUAUUCGUUCUUUACCCGCAAGCGUUAGCCAAGAUGCCAGCAUCGCAAGUGUGGGCCGUGUUAUUUUUCUUUAUGCUAGUCUGCCUCUCUUUGAAUAGUCAGUUUGCAAUAGUGGAAGUGGUUGUAACGUCGAUACAGGAUGGUUUUCCGAAAUGGGUGAAACGUCAUCUUUUGUGUCAUGAAAUGUUAGUACUUUUAGUAUGCGUCAUAUCCUUUCUAUUUGGUCUGCCUAAUAUCUCACAGGGAGGCAUUUACUUCUUUCAACUGAUAGAUCAUUAUGCCGCCUCGAUAUCGAUAAUGUUUCUCGCUUUCUUCGAAGUAAUUGCGAUAUCCUGGUGUUAUGGCGUAAGACGAUUGUGCAAUAACGUAAAAGAAAUGACUGGACGUGCACCGUCCUCAUACUUCUGGUUUUGUUGGCUUAUCGCUGCACCCCUUCUUAUCAUGGCUGUGUGGGUAUUCAGCGUAAUUGAUUAUGAACCACCGACCUACCACAACGGCGAAUACAAGUACCCGUGGUGGGCAGAGGCGAUCGGUUGGGGAAUAGCUUCUCUUUCGCUCAUUUGCAUUCCCGCUUUCGCUAUCUACGAGUUCAUCAGAGCCAACGGCAACACUUGUGCGGAGAAAUUACGGAACUCUAUUAAACCGCAUUUCGAAGCAUGCAAAAUUUGUGGCCAAGAAUACUGUAACGAGUCCUUGCAUAAUUUUGAGGACAACAUGAUCAAAGAGCAACAGGACGCGAGCAGUCCGAUACAAUUGAGCAUCACUACCCCUUUGUCGAAAUCCCAGACAUGAUGCCCAGACAGACAUGGAUCAUUCGAAAUUACUUAUUACGAGUCUUAUAAAGUGUUUACACAGACGAAUGAUGCGUUCAGCUGAUAGAGUUGAUGUCCGUUAAUUUUUUGUUCUUCGUUAGUAUCACACGUGAGUUUAUUAGUAAAAAUUUUGUAAAACGUACAAAUGCUACCAAAGCCAGCAGUAAGAUGGUUUACGAGUAUCAAAGUUGGCGAAUUCGUAAUUUUUUCUGACUCUUUCUGCCAUUAGUCGCACAAAAGUGUCACAAAUACGUAAAACCGUUUUUUAGUGCCGAAGGUAAUACAUAGUAGUAAUUCAAAGAAAAUUCGCUCUGUAUACUACGCGCAUCCACCAACCACGGAAGAGGCUCGUGGACGUUCGCGAGCCACUUAGCGCGGCCGCUGGAUACAUGGUUUUACGGUAAACAAACGAUUAAAGUAGAAUAGUAUUGUUUUGCUCAAACCUACCAGCGUUGACGUUAUACUCUAGCAAACAAGUGAAUUUAUGAUAAGAUUAAAUACAUUCAUUCACAUUUACCAGUAAAUUUACGAUAUUACGAUAUAUAGUGUCACUUUCCUCCCUUUUUUUUUUUUUUAAAUUAUUUCUUGGAAAAUUGCGUACGUAUAUCUGAAAUGUAACAUUCGUAUUGCAAAUAUUUUGUGGUCUGCACUUUGUAUUUCACUGGUCGAAACAAAAUAUCGUGUAACGUCUAUAAUAUUUAUUCAUUUUCUAUUAAAAAGAAAAUUAUGAUACUCCACAAAGCCGAUGGAGGACGAUAUUUAAACUGACUCACGUUCCCGAAAACAUUCAAGUGCAUAUUCUGCUUUCACAUUUUAAUAUGUCAUUUUGAAAUGAGAACUCUUUCAUACAUCCAUAUAAAAACUAAAUCGAUAUCAUUUAUGUGUAUGCGGAUCGUAAAGUGAAUAAAGAAAUGUGCACAACAUAA